Messenger RNA from Vitrella brassicaformis, 1658 nucleotides. Lineage: Eukaryota; Vitrellaceae. The record is from the annotation of a GenBank genome assembly.
GUUGAUUGUUGGUCGUUUUCUCGGCGAAUUGCAGAUGCCGCCGGCCUCUCUGUAGAGCAUGACUGAGGCCACCGAACGCACUAUCAUCUGAGGUACACACAUGAGGGCACACAGGGCAUCCACAUCUAUAUAUGUACAGCCAAAUAUGGAUAUGUAUACAUACAUACAUACUGUGUUUGCUCUGUGCUGCUGUGUGGUGUGCUGCGGUGUGCAGGUGUGCAGGUGUGUGGUGUGUAGUUCUGUCGUGGUGGCUCACGCGGUGGUGGCUGUUGCCAUCGCUUCAGUUACUUUGUUGAUCGUUCAUCACUCGCUAUGGAGGCCCAGCAAUACCUGCACCGCCCCAGAGCUGACGGCACGAGGGACGUGACGGUUCUGAAGAAGAAUGGAGACAUGGUGACAGUCAGCAUCCCGCGAGCCCUGUCUGACGACAUGAAGAAACAGCUGACGGGCCGAGCGGCUGACUCCACACUGGACAACAUGCUGCUGUCUGGGUGGGUUGGUAUCCGGCGAUAUGGCCAUGGGCUGGGAGAUUGGCUGAAGCGGCAUCGAGCCGUCUAUCUGCGGUUUGUUCCCACCAUGGACGAAUCUGCCAGAUCCACUCUUCCACGCAGCCUCUCAACUGAUGAGCUCCAGCAGCUUGUCGACGAGGCCCACCGGUGUGUGCCUGACUUGGGUAUCGAUCCCGUCGCCAGCCACCCCUCCGCCCUGCGUCUUGAUAGAGGAGUGAUCGAGCAUGAGGUCCUGAUGGCACUGGAGAGCGAUGAGCCCUUCCCACUGCUGCGGUCGCUGGGGCUGGAGGACCUCCUCUUGUCCAACCACGCCCAGUACAGCUCGAAGAUCCCAGCCAUCCCACCAGCACCAUCGCGGCGCAGGAGACGUGACAGUGGUGACGACGAUGACAGCCACCGCCCGUCGAGGAGACGUGCUUCUCGUCUGCCGGCCGUCGCCGCACACCCAUCUCGCCAGCCCAAGAGAAAGGCGAGGUCUCCUGCCCUCGAUCCAGCUUUCCCGCAGAUUUCCAGUCCACUGAGGAAAGUGCCGUCUCCUGAGCGGGACAAGGGGAGGGACGUCGCUGCGGCUGCUGCUGCUGCCCGAGGCCGAUCUCCGCCCCUAUCGCCUCAGCCAAUGGACGAAGAUCCUCCCCCACCGGCAGCCGCUGCUGCUGCUGCUGCCUCUGUCGUCAUGCCCAAGGCUGCCCCGGCCCGUCCGUCAGCCGCGGCGCCGGCUGCCAGACGCCUCCCUUCCCCUCCUCCCUGGGCUGUCCAUCCGCAGCCGGCCGCAUUGGCGUCUCCUCUGCGUCGAUCGAACCCCCCACCACCAGCAGCUGCAUCUCCGGAGAGGUCCCGUUUCUCGCGUCCGCUGCAAUCUCCUGCCUCUCCCCCACCACCACCACCACCGCUGCUGUCUCCCCCACCAUCACCACCGCCAGCAGCAGCAGCAGCAGCAGCCCGCCAGCCCCGGCCUGCCGGCCCUUCUGUGCACUCGGUCGACCUAUUCUACGACUCUGACGAGGGCGAGGCGGAAGAGGACGAAAGCGACAGGGAUGAAGAGUCACAUGUUGGCGGAGAUUAUCCCGUGUGUGUUCGACCCUUCCGCCCAGCUGCCGUGGCUUGAGAGGGACGGCGAGGGAGGCGGCGAGGGGGCUGCUGCCGCGCCCC